This is a messenger RNA of Equus caballus (horse), 8189 nucleotides long. The record is from RefSeq and is a predicted model, not a curated record. Lineage: Eukaryota; Metazoa; Chordata; Mammalia; Perissodactyla; Equidae.
CGGGGAGGAAGAGGUUACUUGUACGCUAAUGAUCACCAUAGGCAGGUCUCAGGAUGGUCACUCCUAAAGUUCUGUCUUUUUCCCAGUAAAUUUCUUUUUAAAAAAGCCCAUUCAACAAAUAUCCCGUACUUGCCUUGUGCUGGGUGCAAGGCAGGGUAAGGAAGGAGAGCGAGAUAAGGCCCCAGGAGAAGAUCCCUAGUGGGUCCUGCUGCCCUGGUGGGAGGGGGAUCUGGUCCCUUCACUAGAAAGAGACCCCAGUCUUGCUUUGAACAGUUAUGGGAAGGAAGCGCUUUCCUGGGAUUGGGGCCUGGGGAUCUAGUAAGGACAUGGUCCAGUGAAUCUGGCCAGGGGCUGCCCUCGGAGAUUAGGCUGCAGAUAAGAUGUGUUUAGAAGCAAAGGCAGAAAGGAGGGGGUGCAGAUGCCUGUGGAGCUGUGGGAGUUCCAAGGAGGGGAAGGCAGGGAGAGGAGGCAGGGCUGCUUCAUGAGGGGGAGUAUUGAGUCAAAGCUUGAAGGGGGGCAGCUCCAAGGUGGUAGGAAGGGCCCCUGGCCAGAGGGAGCUGCCCAGCAAGAAGGAGGGUGGGAACACAAGGUCUGUGCUGGGAACUUUCCCACGGGCCUGCAGCCCAAAUGCUCCUGUGAUGUGUUCCCUCCCCCAGUACUGAUAAUAGGGACCUGGUUUCUUGCAGCUUUCUAGUGCCCUCUUAAUUUUUGUUUUUAUUAUUUUUUAAAGAAUGCAAAGGGAUUAUGACUGGAGAGGUCAGAUGGGGACAAAUCGUGAAAUCUUUGAAUUCCAGGCCAACUUUGGUCUUGAUCCUGUGGCAGUGGGAGCCAUUGAUGGUUUCGGAAGAGAGUGAGUGAGCUGAGCCCUCCUUUAGAGCAAUUAAGGCCGUAUUGAGGGAAGGGGGAGUGUGCAGAGUGUGAGCUUUAGAAUCAGAACCCCCACCUGCACCGCCUGUCAGUGGGUUAGGCAUGGAUCGAAGUCCUCAUGAAAAAAUGGGAUGCAAAUAACCUAAUUUUACUGGCAUGCAAAAUUUCCAGAUUCAGCACAGUUGAAGUUUGCAAGUUCAUGUGUUUCAAGGGGCCCUGAUUCUAGUGUCAGCACCCUGGAAAAGGAACUAAUGAAGGGCAGAUUCAAAUGCUGGAGGCAGAGCUGCAGCUGGUGAAUGAAUGAUGUGGGCGCCCACAGGCGAUGCACCUAUGGGGGUACUGAAAACCGGAAGAGCGCUUUCAAGUUCAUACCUUUUAUAAACAUAUCCAGCACCCUCGUUUUGUUGGUGUGUAAUCCCUGCAUCCAGAUCUUCACUAGCCUAAGGUGUUUCUCUUGUGGACUGAAUGUGGUUUGGGACUUGGAAGCGACCACACACGUUGUUCAGUUGAAGCUGCUGACGUCCAGCGGGUGAACGUGCCACUCAGCCAGACAGCGGCAGGGCCAGACGCUGGGAGCCACGUCGUCUGUUUUUUCCACUGUGGUUCAUAGUUUGGCCGUGCCGCUUUCUUUUGUUCAAAUUUCUCCUCCUCUUGGGAGCCUUUCUCUCUGGUGGUAGAGAUAGGGGGAGACUUGUCCUCGUAGAUUGGGAAUCACAGAACUAUCAGAGAUUGCCAGCUCAGCCCUGUCACUGUGACCUUGAGGACACUGUGGCCCCCAAGAGGAAAAGUCAGGGACCCUGGCCACACCGAGAGCUGUUCUCCCAACUGUCUGCUCUUUUUUCUCCUCUGUACUUGAGCUAGGGGCAUGGAGAUGCCUCGGCUGGCUUGGUGGUUUGGUGGUCUGGAGCCACUCCAGAUGGUGUUGAGCCCUCAGACCCUUCAGGGAAUCUGGCCAAGGAGGGCUCCCCCAGUUCCUGGGGUGCAGGAGAUCAGAGGCAGCCAAGAGGCUGCGAAGAGCAUAGAAUGUUUCUAAGGCAGAUGAAGCCUCUCCUUAGGCACUCUGGGUACCUUCCGACCUUGGAGAUCCAAGAACCAGGGUGAAGGUGCCUUUCUUUAAGACUAAAAAGGUCUUUUGAGGUAAUCAUUUCCAAAAGCAGACUCCUCUGUCUUGUUUCUGCAUUACUGACACAAAUGAAUAUCUUUUCUUAAUUAGAUGAAGAAAUUAAGUUGAAGCAACUGUUCCGAUACCUGCCUGGGAUUAGGGCUGAAGGACAGAGCUUGUGUACAACUUUCUCACUCAGCUGUGUGACCUUGGACAAGUGUCUUAACCUCCCUGGAUGCAAUGCUAUAGAGAAAAAUAAGUUCAUGGAGAGCAUGCUGAAGUGUGUCAACCAAUACCUAUAGUCUCCUAGAAUUUGGCACCAGAGAGAGAGGAAACAGUAGUUAAUAUUCAUUAGCGUUUCCCAUCACCAAGUGCUGGUAGGAAGUGCUGUGCAUGGCUGUGGAUCCAGGUCUCCCACAGCCCCACAGGACAGGUGUUGCUGCUGUCUCCAACUUACAAAGGAGAGAGGUGGAGCAAAGAGCAGCUGUGUCGUCCAAGGCCACGCACAUGGUAGAGGUGGAAGCCUGGUGUUCAACCCAGAGUCCUGCAGGAAAGGUACAUUCUGUGCCCUUCAGGGGGCUGUGGUCUCAGGGGUGGACGCCACACACUGACAGAUUGUUCUAACAGUGGGGUCGGUGUGCCGAGUGCCGUGGGGCGUGGGAGGGGCACCUCAUUUCUGCCCAUGUGGGGAGGAGUGCGACCAGAGCUGGUGAUGCUGGGCCAGUACUUAAAGGAUGAGUCCAAGUUAGCCAGGAUAAUUGGAGGGUCAAGGUCAGAUUCUGGGCCUGGGAACAGCAAGAAACAGCCUGGGUGGGCAGGGAACUUAGAGCCAGCGCAGCAACGCUGAGCCAGCAGCAGGCUCUGCCCCGGGCAUGUCGGAGGGUGGGCCGGCUGUCUCUGAAAGUGAGGUUUUCACUGUUUGGUUUUGGAGCCUCUGUCCCUGUGCCAAGUGCCCUGCUGAGUCUGAUAGCUCCCCGAGCCCCAGGCCUGGAGGGACCCUGGUGGCAGAGACCUUCUCCCACUUCUCCACGUGGCCAGCCUGUCCUGAGGGAAAGAGCCGCUGGAUGCACAUCUGCACACCAGGACCCCAGGGUUUGGCCAGAAGGCAGCUCCUCUCCUCCCAGGACUUCUCAGAGACUGCUCUGCCAUGACCACAGCGCGGUACCGGCCCACGUGGGACCUGGCCCUCGAUCCGCUGGUGUCGUGCAAGCUCUGUCUCGGGGAGUACCCGGUGGAGCAGAUGACAACCAUCGCCCAGUGCCAGUGCAUCUUCUGUACUCUGUGCCUGAAACAGUACGUGGAGCUCUUGAUCAAAGAAGGAUUAGAAACUGCAAUUAGCUGCCCUGAUGCCGCGUGCCCCAAACAGGGCCACCUGCAGGAGAACGAGAUUGAGUGCAUGGUUGCAGCUGAAAUUAUGCAAAGAUAUAAAAAGCUACAAUUUGAAAGAGAGGUGCUCCUGGACCCCUGUCGGACUUGGUGCCCGGCGUCCACCUGCCAGGCUGUGUGCCAGCUCCAGGAGAUUGGGCUGCAGACCCCACAGCUGGUGCAGUGCAAAGCGUGCGACAUGGAAUUCUGUUCCGCCUGCAAAGCCAGCUGGCACCCCGGACAAGGCUGCCCUGAGCCCAUGCCAGUCACCUUCCUUCCUGGGGAGACCAGCUCCGCUUUCAGACUGGAGGAGGACGACGCGCCCAUCAAGCGCUGCCCCAAGUGCAAGGUCUACAUCGAGCGGGAUGAAGGCUGCGCACAGAUGAUGUGCAGGAACUGCAAGCACGCCUUCUGCUGGUACUGCCUUGAGUCUCUGGACGAUGAUUUCCUCCUGAUCCACUACGAUAAAGGACCCUGCCGGAACAAGCUGGGCCAUUCCAGGGCUUCUGUGAUCUGGCAUCGGACACAGGUCGUGGGCAUUUUUGCUGGAUUUGGGCUCUUGCUCUUGGUGGCCUCGCCUUUCCUGCUCCUGGCCACUCCAUUUGUACUUUGCUGCAAGUGCAAGUGCAGUAAAGGCGAUGACGACCCAUUACCCACCUAGAGGAAGGCAUGAUGCUGGAACAAGACCCCUGCCUCCGGGAAGCGUGGCUCUCCCCAACCCCAUCCUGCCGUCCCCCUCUCACUAAACAUCUUUCUUGCCUUAUGUGCCCCAUUGAGCUUCACAGUGUCACGCUGGAUGCCGUGAUUUCAGGGACUGACGUCAGAACGUUUGCCAAGGCCCCGAGUGCAGUCCCCUAGGCAUGGGGAAGGCAAGGCUGGCAUGGGAGGGCACGUCCCCACAGAAUUGGUCUCUGCAGACUUGACAAGGGAGGUGCUAUAUGAAGCACCCUGGGCAGUUUUCUCCCUAUGGUGAUAGACCAGGAACGUCUGGUGGUUGCUCAAGAGACCUCCUCGUGCAAAAUGUCGUCUAUCUCCUCCUUGGCUUCAAGAUGGCGCCACAUUACUGAGAGAAGAAGUCUUUUAAAGAUUGCAACACACUUCAGACAGAAUCCGGUUAUUCUGACUUGAGAAAAGCACUCUGUUUAUGACAACUGUUUUUAUUACUAAUGGCAUUUAGUAAAAUCCUUUUUAGAAGGUGUUUUUUUCUUUUUUUCCAACUAAUUAGUGAAAACUCAACAAGGUGCAUCUAAACCAUCCUAUGCCUUUCUUGAAAUGUGCAUUUUAAGAAGUUAUCGUUAAACGACUUUUCUGGCUCUGCCACUUUUCAGGAGAUUUAGAAAGCCUUAUGCGCUCUAUGUGUUUUUUCUUGAAACUCGUAAUGCCUUUUUGAAUGCUGUAAGCUGCGUCCCGUUAUAAACGUGCUUCCCCUAUGGUUGCAUCUCUUUGAGAAUACUGACGUUUUAAAGGAGCAUCUCCAUCAUUAGAUUUGCCUUUUGUUCUUUCUCUCUUUGGUGAUUAAACUCAGCUCACAGGGCUUAUAUCUUCUCACCCAGGUAUCAGCACAUAUUUUUCAAUGUCUUCAGAAACCAAAUGUUUUACUUGGAAAUAGCUCUUCUGGGAAUCUCUCUGGUUCUGGUUGGCCGCUUGCCUCAGUCUCCCCAGGCAGACAGUAAGCAGAGAAUAGUGCUAUUGACCCACAGAGGCAGGGCCUCCUGGCACGGCUGAGGACUCCUGGGGUUUGGAGGAGAAGCUUCCUGGAUUUUCACAGUUUUUCAAAUGACUGAGUUAUUUCGGAGAGGUCAUUUAUCUUACACAGUUCCAAGCCCGGUUGCUAACCAUUUUGCCCCUGCCGAAAAGUACCUUCUGUUUCACUUAGUCAUUUUGAUGGGGGAUGUGGCACUCCCUCUUUCACAGGCUGUUACCACAGUAGCAGAAUGCACAGAUCAAUAAGACACAGGUAACUCAUCAAUUGGCUCUGAAAAGUGGGGAAAGCGUAUUCUUUACAGUUGACUUUGAUUUGGCUUCUAAAGCCGAACGUGCUUUUAAAGAGCAAACUAAUUGCCUUGAACUUGGGACUUCUAAAAAUAGUCGAAAGGCUAAUGUUGUAGAUUUAUUAUAGUAGAACUUUUUAAAACUUAUUAAGCAUUCCAGAAAGGAGUAAAAUGAAAACAAAAUCCGACUUUUAUCACACGUUUGCUUGUUGCAAGCACCUUGGUCAAAUGUGGUGGUCUUUUGUCUCUGCCUUCCACAUCGUCCAUCGGUCUCAGGUCCUGCUUUCCCCGUGCCUCUAGAAAUGUCUUCUUUAUUUCUUAACAUUUAUAGGUUAGGAGAAACAGGAGCACCUCACGUUUCACCUCUAGGGUUUCUUCUCUUUGUGAAACUGAAGCCAUUUAGGAAACCAGUCUGUGUCAAAAUUAUGUUCAAAAAAUUCUCCUUAUAAUUGCAGUUUAAAAAUUCCAUAACUAAAUGAGAGCAUGCCUGAGACUGUCUUUCUGGAAGAAGCCCUAGCAAUGAGUCUCUGUGCUUGGAGAUGUUGCGAUAGGUCUGGUGGGAGAAUGGCUUUUCUAGAGAGAGAGACAAAUGCAUGAGGCCUGAAGAUGAAGCUGGUGGCCUGGGCCUCAGGCCUCAUACUGGGAUUUGUGAAUGCACUUAUCUAGCCAGUGCCCGUUAAAAUGUAUAUGGAAGACAGCAGGCUCUUGGCCCCAGGUCCAGUGGCCCACCGGGCAGGCCAUCCCCCCUCCCUGUCCAUCCUGCCUGGACCAGCUGCUGCCCACUGCACCAGGCAGAAGUCCAUACAGUGGCACCCCUUACUUGGGGGUAGGAACCAGAGUCUUUGGGAAGAUUUCGUUCCCUGAGUUCAGAUCCCUUCAUUCCUAGUGAAUCAGGCUGUCCAUCUGUCCUGGAGGAGUCCAUCGCCAAAUCAUGCACGUGCAUAGCCCCAACUGUCCUUGUGCCUUCACCUCUGACACAUAUCACAAGCACCUGGUUCGACCCAGGGAGGGACCACAGAGAUUCUGGGGCUGGCCGGGGCCAAAGCUGCACUUACUUGCUCUGAGUUUUUGCAUCAAGUGUGCCUCAGUGGGCUCAGUUUGACUCAGUAAUAAAAAAAACUGAAGCCUCCCUUCCCCAGAAAGACACCAGCAGAAUCGCAUUGAGAUCCUUCCAUGAACUUGCAUUUCCCUCGUCUGACUCCUUUUUUAAGUAAGGAAUGCUAUCCCCAUUGUUUGUGGGGAAGCGAUGUCAACCAUGCUUGAUGUAAAGUGUAGAUAGAACGUGGGAAGAUGGCCCAUGUUUUGGAUUUUAACCUCGCAGUCACUCCCUAGUGAAACCUGAGGAGUUCUGCACUUAGCAGGUGUACUCACUCCUGUUAUUCGGCACAGUUUGUCUUAAUUGAAAAUGAGAUUCACUUUUACAGAUGAUUUUCACGCUGACCCUCUGGAAGCCCAUGUCUGUUUAUUCAUUUAGAGGCCUUUAAAUGCUCGGGAGGAGGGAAGAAGACCCUUCCAAAUGGACCAUGGCUGACUCUACUGCUGUCCAGUGGGCUUGGCGAUGGAGGGCACCAUUGACCUGUCGGUUAUCUGAGUCCCUUGUGUAACUGACCCCAUUGUGAGGUUUUACUGGUCGUGCCUGAUCUCCAAGUCUGGCUCUGUCAUGUAUCCUGUAGCCCAGCCACUCAAGCUUUUCAAUCGUCACCUGAGGCCAGCACCUUCAGAGGAGUCACCAUCUAUGAGGACUGACUAGGAUCUGAGCAGAAACAAACCCUUUGACUGCUCGAAUUGCCAUCCAAACCAGUUCUUCCUCAACGCCCAGGAGUAGCUGCAGACUAAGGAACCAACGUCUGCCUUCUCUGGCAUCUUUUUCAAGGGGGACACAUCCUCUUUACAGCAUAUUAUUCCAUAAGACCGGUUUAGGAACCGGGCCAGUUUCUGAUUAGAAUACAGGGCCCAUGGGAAAGGGAUCAUCAGAUAUGGAAAAGAUACUCCAAGAUGAGUUUAUCCCUUUUCACCUACAUUAUAAAAGUUAAAACUUAUUUAACAAAUUAGAAGAGGACAUUUUCCCUUGGUAGUCUUUAAAAAUGUGGAAAUUGAAAGGACCAGGGUGAGCUCUUUUGUAUAUUUCUCGGAUUCUCAUUUAUUAAUAAUACUCUUGUGUGUAUCAAUCAUAAUGAAAUCAUCAAGGGAAAAUAUUUUGCAUGUAUAAAGCUUUGUGAAAGUCUUUAAAAAAUACCAAAGCUUGUCUGUUCCUUAGAAUAAACCCAAGCCCUGAUGAAAAUAAACAAAAUGAAGAGAUUAUGACUGGUAUUGCCAAAAAUGCCAAGUGGAACCAAGGGUCCUGCGUUAAAAUGUAAUUGCUAAUGCAUCAGAAGUGGGAGAGCAUGCUGUUUGGUAUCAAGCCCGUGGCCUCCAUCCUUCCUCUAAUUUGUGUAAUCCUGGCUUCCACAAUUCCAGGAUCCUUCACUUAGGGGUAGGUCCCUGCCACAUGCCUGACCAUUCCUUCCUUCUUUGCUCAUUUUACCAUGUGUGUAUUUUAACCUUGUAUAAAAAUAAUGCAUGAAUGAGUCAUGCACAUGUAUACAUGAUAUAUUUGACAAGUGGUGGUAAAAAAAAAACAAGUUUGGUUUGUGUUUUUGAAAUGUCAAUACAUUUUGUGCCACUAACACUGUGAUGUAUAAAAGAGCUGUUUGAAUGCCUUUUAAUGUUGUGUUUUGUACUUUGGAAUCAUAUGGAAAAGUUUGGUUUGUAAUUUCAAUACAUAUUUUAAAUGUAUUGUCUCUUACGUAGUUUGUCCCCCCCUUUAGAAGGGAUUUCUUUUUAAAGAUAUUUUGGCUGGAAUACAGGUUACUUUUUUUAAAUCC